CCUUGCCCGAACCCGAGGAGGGGAGAGAGAGAGAGAGAGGACUCUUCUUCUUCUUCUUCUUCGUCGAAUCCUGCUCGCCGUAGCGUGCAGCUCAGCUGAGCUCCUUCAGUUCUGUGUCGGCAAUGGCUGCCAAUUUCUGGACUUCCACUCACUACAAGCAACUUCUGGACCCGGAGGAGGUGGACGUGGUGCAUCCACUGGAUAGAGAGAGAGGCGUUACCGUCGAAGAUUUUAAGCUCGUCAAAAUGCACAUGGCCCAGUAUAUAUUGAGACUGGCUCAGCAUGUUAAAGUCAGGCAAAGGGUUAUAGCCACUGCAGUUACUUAUAUGAGACGCGUUUAUACUAGAAAGAGUAUGUCAGAGUAUGAUCCACGCCUAGUGGCUCCAGCCUGCCUUUACUUGGCAGCAAAAGCAGAAGAAAGCACUGUGCAGGCCAAAGCACUUGCAUUCUUCAUCAGAAAACUAUAUGCUGAGGAGAAGCCUCGGUACGAGCGGUACGAGAUAAAGGAUAUUCUUGAAAUGGAAAUGAAGAUAUUGGAAGCUCUCAACUAUUAUUUGGUGGUAUUCCAUCCUUACCGUUCUUUGACGCACUUGCUUCAGGACGCGGGCAUGGAUGAUAUGACCCAGUUUACUUGGGGACUUGUAAAUGAUACGUACAAGAUGGAUCUCAUUCUUGUGCAUCCUCCUCACUUGAUUGCAUUGGCUUGCAUAUACAUUGCAAGCGUAUACAAAGACAGGGACACUACCUCAUGGUUUGAAGAGCUUCGUGUUGACAUGAAUGUCGUGAAGAAUAUAGCGGUGGAGAUAUUGGAUUUCUAUGAGAACCAUAAAUUGAUCGCAGAAGACAGAGUAAAUGCUGUUUUCAACAAGUUGGCUUUGAAACCAUAAACAUUAGGUACAUGUUCACGAGGGGGCUAUGUCAAAGUAGCAAUUUGAAGACUGUAAGCCUUGCUGAUCUAUCGCUCGAGAUUGCAAUGGAUAAUGUCACGAGGCACUUACUAAAAUCCUUAGCUGCUAGACCUGACUAAGGACUCGAUGACAGUGUCAAGAGUUCAGCAGCUAGUGGAGUAUGAAAGAUCCCCAAAUUGCAAUAUUUGUCCGGGUCUAUUUGUUGUUUGAGAAACUUGGUAAUCUAAGCUUGAGCGCAUCUAGAAGAACUGAUAUCUGUAAUUGCUGUUGUUGUGCCAACACAAUCACCUGAAGAGACUUGUAUCGUCACUCUUCCCAUUAAGUAAGGGUGGAAAUUCUGAAUCA
Molecule: messenger RNA, 1253 nt
Organism: Rhodamnia argentea
Lineage: Eukaryota; Viridiplantae; Streptophyta; Magnoliopsida; Myrtales; Myrtaceae
Product: cyclin-C1-2-like
Exons: 10
Coding region: 123-887 (254 amino acids)
Biological process (GO): positive regulation of transcription by RNA polymerase II
Cellular component (GO): mediator complex; nucleus
Molecular function (GO): cyclin-dependent protein serine/threonine kinase regulator activity
Source: RefSeq, a predicted model, not a curated record